Neurospora crassa OR74A is the source of this 1143-nucleotide messenger RNA. It is a transcript of the gene cox-6, whose product is annotated as cytochrome c oxidase polypeptide VI. The transcript has 4 exons. NCBI's taxonomy places the organism in Eukaryota, Fungi, Ascomycota, Sordariomycetes, Sordariales, Sordariaceae. The record is from RefSeq and is a predicted model, not a curated record. Gene Ontology annotation, cellular component: mitochondrial inner membrane. Bases 253 to 699 code for a protein of 148 amino acids. Gene Ontology annotation, biological process: mitochondrial electron transport, cytochrome c to oxygen.
CGGAGACUUCCACUUGGGUUGAACAAGCAUUUACGUCGCACACCAUCGAACCUCAACCUCGUUAGCAUUAAUUGAGACCAUCAUCUCAGCUACCGUACCUCCCUCUACGUAACGUGCGUGCUUCUCCGUCUCCGCCGCCAAUUACCGCCUUGCCUUUUCUUCCCCCCCGGUCUUCUCGCUUCGCAGUUCCAGCUUCUUACCGUGUGCUCUCAAUUCUCAUCUUCUAGUAGCCCCCUCCGUCCUUCCGUCACAAUGGCCUCCUUCUUCCGCACUGCCGUCCGCGGUCCCUCCGCCGGCCUCUUCCGCGCCGUUGCCCGCCCCCAGCCCAUCGCCGCCCGCGUCAGCCUUUUCAGCACCUCCAGCCGCUUCCGCUCCGAGCACCACGAGGAGACCUUCGAGGAGUUCACUGCCCGCUACGAGAAGGAGUUUGAUGCCGUUCAGGAUGUUUUCGAGCUUCAGCGCAACCUGAACAACGCUUUCGCUUACGAUCUCGUCCCUUCCCCCUCCGUUCUCGCCGCCGCUCUCAAGGCUGCCCGCCGCGUCAACGACUUCCCCACCGCUGUCCGCGUCUUCGAGGGCAUCAAGGCCAAGGUUGAGAACAAGGGCCAGUACGAGCAGUACCUCGCUGAGCUCAAGCCUCUUCGUGAGGAGCUCGGCAUCACCCUCAAGGAGGACCUCUACCCCGAGGAGGCCAACUAAAUUUAGGACCAACGUAACUUAGAAGAUGCCAUGAGAAUCACCAUUCCAACGACCCAUCAAUUAUUCUCCCAGAAUCUUUGGAAGUUUGAAAAGAGGGGAUAUGAGAGUAUUGUGGCGAGAGGAGGGGGAGUUUGUGGAAGGGGAAAGCGUAGCGUGUGUGCUUGGAACCUAUGAAUAGGAGAGCGCACUCAACGCUAAUUCCCUGGUACCAUACAUGUUUCUUUGCCUAGAGAACUCCUAUUGCAGGAAGUAAGGGCGUAGUAUAUCCAAGAGGGCCUUAGAGAGAGGAAUCGAACGAGUUCAACCUGUUUGUCGAGUUGGAUACGAUAACAGUUGGUUGUGUCACGGAUUGUGUUUGGACGAUGAAUAUCCCAUGCCAUGAUCGUAGAGAGCAGCAAAAUAGAUGUAUUCGAAAGGCAGUAAUGAGUUUACCAUAGAUUUUAC